This is a messenger RNA of Ictalurus punctatus (channel catfish), 1755 nucleotides long. It is a transcript of the gene uck2a, whose product is annotated as uridine-cytidine kinase 2a. The transcript is spliced from 7 exons. The coding region runs from base 56 to 847 and encodes 263 amino acids. Gene Ontology annotation, cellular component: cytosol; cytoplasm. NCBI's taxonomy places the organism in Eukaryota, Metazoa, Chordata, Actinopteri, Siluriformes, Ictaluridae. Gene Ontology annotation, molecular function: kinase activity; ATP binding. The record is from RefSeq and is a predicted model, not a curated record.
UGCUGGUGUUUCUUUGCUUGGAGCAGCGCUGAUCGUGUUCACACUGACCGGCAGCAUGGCAGGAGAAAGCGAGGCCGAUCUGGAGCAGCGUGAACCCGAGCACACACACACCAUUCGACAGCCUUUCCUCAUCGGGGUGGCGGGGGGCACUGCCAGCGGAAAGUCAUCCGUGUGUGGUAAGAUUAUGGAGCUUCUUGGCCAGAAUAAAAUUGACCAUCAUCAAAGGCAGGUUGCCAUCCUGAGUCAGGACAGUUUCUACAAGGUGCUUACCCCAGAACAGAAGGCCAAGGCUCUUAAAGGGCAAUUCAACUUUGAUCACCCAGAUGCAUUUGAUAAUGAGUUAAUAAUUAAGACUCUGUGGGACAUCAUGGAGGGAAGAACAGUUCAGAUCCCAGUCUAUGACUUUGUAACCCAUUCCAGGAAGAAAGAAACGGUAACAGUGUACCCAGCUGAUGUGGUGCUGUUCGAGGGGAUUCUCAUGUUCUACUCGCAGGAAAUCCGGGAUCUCUUUCAGAUGAAGCUGUUUGUCGACACAGAUGCUGAUACACGACUCUCACGCAGAGUCUUGCGAGACAUCAGUGAGCGAGGACGGGACCUGGAGCAGGUCUUAAGUCAAUAUAUCACAUUUGUUAAGCCUGCUUUUGAAGAGUUCUGCCUACCAACAAAAAAGUAUGCUGAUGUAAUCAUCCCAAGGGGAGCUGAUAAUCUAGUUGCCAUUAAUCUGAUAGUGCAGCACAUCCAGGACAUUCUGAAUGGUGGCUUAACCAAACGACUGAACGGUUGUCUUAAUGGCCACACUACUCCUCGCAAGCGGCAGCCAUCAGAGUCAAGCAGCAGGCCACACUGAUAUGCCCUACAAGGGAACCAGAGAAGAGUGGCAAUGGACAAGGGACUUGAAGGGGGGUUGUGUGUAUAUAUACACUGAUGAUUUGCAAACUGUAUUUAAAAGAAAAAAAAUCAAGAAAUGCCUUCUCUGACUUGCUACAGUGUUAUUGUUUUGUCUUUUGUUUUUCAAAUGACUGCUGCACUUAAUUGUGAGGGGAAAAUUGUCCUUGCUGAAAACAGUUGGUCAAAGCUAUUUUGCCUGUCCUAUUAAUUUGCAUUUGCAUAUUUUAUCCAUCUGGCCCUAGAUUAUGAGUGUUUCUAAAAUAAUUAGACCGUACGGGUCACUUCAGAAUUUGCCAAAGGGACAUAGCUGGUAAAGACCUGCACUGACUUGAAUAAAAAGAAAAAAAACAGCAUAUUUUCACGAUUGAAGUACAACUUCUGCCUCUGUUGUAAUAUUAUUGCCUCUAAAGCAUUUUCAGCUCCUCUGCUGUAUGUUAGUGUUCAUUCCAAUAGCAAAGUGACUUUAUUCAAAAGGACUGAUGUUUUUUUUUUAUUUUUAUUUUUAUUUUUUUUUUAUAAAUCCUUCAUUUUUGCUAACAUCCAUCUUCAUUAUUCGUAGGUCAGGGCUUGUAUUGUAUCUUGCACUGUAAAAUAAAGCUCAGUGGCAUGUUAUGAACAGUAUGUUAACAUGACAGAGAUGCUUACGUACAGACAAAGAAAAGAUUGGAUGUUCUCCAGGUCCUAUGCAGCAUGUUCAAAGACAGACUCUGUCAACACAACUUAAAGUAUAUGCAGAUUCAGUAAAGAAACCAAGAACUUGUAUGGCUGUCCUUGAUCUACUGUAUUCAAUGUGGUGUUUUGACACCUUUCAAACAACACUAAGAGGGAGAUAAUAAAUUGCAAAAAUACUGAUUUUAUUUAAUAGAA